AAGUUUGAUUUUAUAUACCGAUUUCAGAAAUUGAAAAAAAAGACUAUCUAAACUGCCAUCAACGGAACAUAAAUUGAUGAAAGAUCAUAUAAUUUGGCAAAUAACGACAGAGAAAAUUAAAUAUAUCAUAUAAACUGAUGAAUCGAUAUAUUCGAGAAUGUAUUUUUGUUCAUGGAAUUAAAAUAUUAAACCAUACUUAAGUUGUAAUAUGUUACAAAUUUUUUGUUUUUCUCUCCUUUGAAAUUGUAUUGAACGAUCAAACCGAUGAGUUUACAAAAACAAAAUUAAUGCUUGUUAAAUCUUGAAAACUAUAUUUAUUUUUUGAUUUGAUUUGAUUUUUUUUUUUUUUUUUGUAAUUUGAAACUACAAUAGAACUAUAGAGUAAUUAUUUUUUUUUGUUUUUGUCUCCUUUGAAAUUGUAUUGAACGAUCAAACCGAUGAGUUUACAAAAACAAAAUUAAUGCUUGUGAAAUCUUGAAAACUAUAUUUAUUUUGAUUUGAUUUGAUUAUUUUUUUUGUAAUUUGAAACUACAAUAGAACUAUAGAGUAAUUAAAUAUUACGUUAAAAAAAGGUUUAUUCAUUGUAUCCAGUGUUUAAAAUACAGUUAAAAAACUUAGUGAGCAACAAUUUGAUCAUUUUAUGAUCUCAAAGACUAUAUCUGAUAUACAAUCCAAAUUAAGUAAAAGAAGACCAAUUUUUAUGUUUAUUUUCCAAAGUUUUCAUCAAAAUUCUAAAAUUUUAAUAAUACCACAAUUUUAUGAUGUCAUAAAAUCGUUGAAAGGGAUCUCAAAAAUGACUUUUAAAUCUAACUGAACUAUUAAAAAUUAAGUCGCCUUCAUCCAGUGAUAAAAAGAAGAAAAGUCUCGCCACCUUUGUUCGAGUAGCAUUGACCACAAAGGUUCGAAAUUUAACAUAGUUUUCCCGGAUCCUAGGAAUGUUAUCAAAAAAAAAAAAAAAACCUUCCUAACCUACUUGUUGGUGUUAUGUAACUUUUUUCUUUUCAAAAUAGUAUUUAGUGAUUUUAUAUACUAAUUUUUAUGAAAGAGUAAUUUUAAGAAGUGACAUUGGAAAAUGAGUAUUUUUGAAAAUCUCCCUAUAUAUUUUGUCAAUCUAUUUACUUUUAUCAUAACAUUAUCUAUGCAUGAACCAAAAUUAAAAUUCAACCCUAUCGUAAUAGAUUGCCUAACUUGAGUUAUUACAUUUAUAAAUAUAUUUAUUUAAUAUAUCAUUUAAACUUAUAUUGGUUUGAAUUCAUCAAGUUUUUGAAAGUUUAAAACAAUAAUCGUUUCACCAUAAAUUUUAGAUUGACAUGAUGGCGGAUCUAGAUAGAAUGUGAACCGAAUUACUGAUCGUGUAGAUUUUAUCAAAAUUUUAAACUAUCAAAUCAGAUAAAAAUCGCAAAAAACUAAAAUUAUAUGAACCGGAUAAUUUAAAUAAAAUUGUUAACCCGGUCAAACCCGUCCGCUAAGUCAUCCCGCAACGGAUUUAAAUAUUUUGAGCUGCAAAAUGUUUUUGCAUCCGUCCCGCUUGAAUUCGUGAGAUCUGUGUGGGUUACACAUAUAUUUCAAUAAAUCAUUUUUUAAUAUAUAAAAUAUAUUUAAAGCUUAAACAUAAUUAAUAUUAAGAAAAUUAUGAGAUAAAGUUUUAAAGAAUAACACAUUUGUUUUUUUUUUCAAAAACACAAUGGCAUAUCGUUGUAUAUAGUUGUAAAUAAUAAAUAUAAGCGAGGCUAAGUAGCUAAAUGUGUCUUGAGCUCUCUAGCGACGACACAUCAGCUUUUUCAAAAGUGUGAUUUUCUAUUAAUAUAUAGGGAUUUCUUGUUUAUUUACAGCCAACUGAUUUAAAAAAUGAUAUUUUGAUUGACAUAAUAACCGGUUAUACUUUACUUUGGGUUAAAUAAAUCUCAAACUUAUUAUUAAAAUUUCUAAAAUGCUUCGAAGAGGUACCAGCUCAUAUUAGCUCAUACUAGCUCAUACUAUUUGAUUAAUUAAAUAUGCAUAUAGAUAACGGAUUUAAUUCUCUUAGGACAUCUUCCUCGAAAAACUUUUUUGAUAGAAUUACGUUUUUGGUUGAUUGUUUAAAUAUUGAUACUAGCUAGGUUACUAACUAUAGAAAGAUAAUGUUGAACAAAAAAAAAAAUCAGGAGUCACAUAGAAAUGAUGAAAAGAUUUAAGGUGUGGUCGUACAAAGAAGGAGAGCAGCCACUGGUUCACGAUGGACCAGUAAACGAUAUCUACGGAAUUGAGGGACAGUUCAUCGACGAGUUGGGAAACAUAAUGGGCGGACCAAGCGGUCGGUUUAGGGCUACCCGGCCAGAGGAAGCUCAUGCCUUCUUCUUGCCUUUCUCCGUUGCCAACAUCGUCCACUACGUCUACAAGCCUAUUGCCUCGCCUUCCGAUUUCAACCGAGCCCGCCUCCACCGGAUCUUUAACGACUAUGUAGAUAUCGUGGCUCGCAAGCACCCUUUUUGGAACCAAAGCAAUGGCGCUGACCAUUUCAUGGUCUCUUGCCACGAUUGGGCUCCCGAUGUGUCGGAUAGUAAACCAGAGUUUUUCAAGGACUUCAUCAGAGGACUAUGCAACGCCAACACAACGGAAGGUUUCAGACCAAGCAUUGAUUUCUCUAUACCGGAGAUUAACAUUCCUAAAGGGAAGCUAAAGCCACCGUACAUGGGCCAAAACCCUGAGAACAGGACGAUCUUAGCUUUCUUCGCAGGACGAGCUCACGGAUACAUUAGGGAAGUAUUGUUCACUCACUGGAAAGGUAAGGAUGAAGACGUUCAAGUGUAUGACGGCCUCACAAAAGGACAAAACUAUCAUGAAUUGAUUGGUCAUAGCAAGUUUUGUCUUUGUCCUAGUGGCUACGAGGUUGCUAGCCCUAGAGAGGUCGAAGCCAUUUAUUCAGGGUGCGUCCCAGUCGUUAUAUCUGACAACUACUCGCUUCCCUUCAGUGACGUGCUUGAUUGGAGCAAGUUCUCGGUAGAUAUUCCGGUCAAUAAAAUCCCUGACAUUAAGAAGAUUUUGCAAGAGAUUCCACAUGAUAAGUAUAUAAGGAUGUAUCAAAAUGUUAUGAAAGUUAGGAGGCAUUUUGUGGUGAAUCGCCCGGCUCAACCGUUUGAUGUGAUCCACAUGAUACUUCACUCCGUUUGGUUAAGGAGGCUUAACAUUAAGUUGUCUUCUUGAUACUACAUUUAAUGCUUUAGGCUACAAGAAAAAAAUAGUCGCCACAUUACACAAUACCUUUUGUUCUUAGGUUUCUUUUACGAGUUGUUUUAAAAAACCUCCUUGUACCAAAACGGUUGUCUGGAGUUUAAUUACUCGUAUACGUUGUAAAAAUAUUGUUAGAAACAAGGAUUUCGGUUUUGGAAUUAAAAGAUAGGUUUCAUCGA
Camelina sativa (false flax) is the source of this 3389-nucleotide messenger RNA. NCBI's taxonomy places the organism in Eukaryota, Viridiplantae, Streptophyta, Magnoliopsida, Brassicales, Brassicaceae. The record is from RefSeq and is a predicted model, not a curated record.